ACUCAAUCCUGAUUCUGAAAUCAAUUAUUUAUAAAAUUAUCCUUUGCUUUCAAAUGGAUUAGAAUAAAGAAGCAAUAAAACACCUGAAGAACAAGUAACAAAACAUAAAGUAGUCUAUAUAAGUGGAUUUUAGUAAAAAUAAACAAUACAGAAAAUAUAAGUAAUUUUUCGAAUAAGUCCAAAAAAGUUAUAUUUGAGCCCAAAUGUAUUUUGAAUAUUGAUAUUUUCAUAGUAACAUCCAUAUCUUAAUUGGAAAUGAGGAACUUUAGCUAAACUUUAAUGAAUACCUAUCACAAAAUAUGAUUGUGUAAGUUAAUAAAUUAAUAAUAGACAAAAUAGUAAUGCCAGAAU
Messenger RNA from Paramecium sonneborni, 351 nucleotides. The record is from the annotation of a GenBank genome assembly. Lineage: Eukaryota; Ciliophora; Oligohymenophorea; Peniculida; Parameciidae.